GUGUACGCGUUUUGGUCACUGGCUGCUUCCGUUCGGAGGUUGCCGGAAGUUGUGUGCUGGUGCUGCUGCUGCUGUUCCGGAUGCCCGGUGAAGGUGUGACAGCAUGACCUGCACAAUUGAUAAGAUUCUUCAGGAUGCCAAAACUUUACUGGAAAGACUUAAAGAUCACGACAAUGCUGCUGAAUCUUUAAUUGAUCAGUCCAGCUCUCUCCACAAACGGGUGUCAAACAUGAAGGAGGUUGGAACCAGUCUGCCAGACAAGUAUCAAGAAGAUUUGGCACAAAUAAAGGACACCACUAAAUACAAGCCUCACGUGCUUUUAUGUCAGGAAAACACCCAAAUCAGGGACCUGCAAAUUGAAAAUAAAGAGUUGUGGCUCUCUCUGGAAGAACAUCAAUAUGCAUUGGAACUGAUAAUGAGCAAAUACAGAAGGCAGAUGCUGCAGUUAAUAGCAAAUAAGAAACCUGCACCAGCAGAGCCAGUUCUAGAAGCUCACGAGAACUAUGCUACUGAAAUAGAGGGUCAGAUUAAUAGGAUCUGUACAAUGGGGGAAGUGAUGAAAAAGGCUGUUCAAGUGGAUGAAGACCAUGUGUAUAAUAUUCAAGAAAGACUUGCCCAACUUGAGGUUGAAAAUAAGGCACUUCGGGAAAUUCUCUCUGUGAGCAAAGAGUCUCUACGUUCAGCAAAAAAGGAAUCUGAGUGGAAUGAAUCAGAGAAAAUCCAAUAAAUAUAUGUUCUAUGCCAAGAAAAAGCUCAAGCUACAUUUGAAAUAUUCACUGGAGUCCCGGCAAUUCCCUGCAAAACAUCACAUAACCUCUGAUUACUUCACUGUUUUUAAAUGUUGGAACAGAGCUGUGAGUUGAAAUGAGGUGUGUUUUGCAUCUGUGGGGUGCAUCUGUUUUAUAGGUGCACCACCACAAGAUGAUGAAGAUUUCAAGAGAAACUAUUUUGUUUGUAAAAGGACUUGGAAUCCAUUGCUUAUAGACCAUACAGUCAGAAAACAUUAAUAAUUCUUUAUUUAAAUAUAUAGAUGUAUAUAAAUAAAGUAAAUUGUAACAUUGAACUGUUCAGAUGUUUUGUUUUCUUAACCCUUUUAUUUAUAAAUGAGCUGAAAUGCAAAUCCUGCUAGUUAAGCUUUAACAGAGGUUGUCUGCAAUCCACUAAGAUAAAAUAAAUGAUGGUCUAGUACUACAGGUAUGAGAUCUCCAUUUAUUAAGGCAGCAGCAUACAAAUUGGCAAAGUUUCGACCAAUCAAACAGUCUUUGUCAAAUCACUCUGCAGAGACCCAAUACAGCUAAUAUAUACAGGGUUAGUCACUAAAGGGAGAAAUCAAGUGAGAAUUUUAGACCAAAGUAGCUGAACUGGAAGCAUGGCUGACUUUUUUUUUUCCAGUUCUCCUAUUUUGGCCUUACUUUUGAAAUUCAAAUAGCAUUUGCACAUUUGUGAAUUACCCUGUUGGUUAUGAGGAUUGUUUUUGUUUACUUGGAAACUGUUGUCAAAAUACAAACAGCAGCUAUAAGAGCAUUUUGUAAUCUUGACAAUCGUAGAUGUUUAAGGAAAAGUACUGUAAAAAAAGGUUUGUUUGUGUUCUUUACAAAAAUGUAAUUAAUGUAACAAAUGUAAUUAAAUUACCAUUUUAUAUUGUCAUGCGACAAAUUUUAGUUUGAACUCGGUUCUUUUAGCUUUAUGCCACUAACUAGAAAACCGUAUGAAGCAUGUUCCCCAGUCCAUCAUUCAUCAAAUGGUAGUCUAUUAAUUACAGUAUAGAACAAUAAGAUAAAUCGUAUGGUAGUCACAAACACUAUUUAUUUAAAGGAACACAGUAGCAUUUUGAAUACAAACCUGUAUUCCUAAUUAAUUAAUUUAAUUAAUUAAAAAGGAGGGGGUGUUAUUACCUUUUUAUAUUUUUUUUGCGCUGAGUUCCAGUGCCUGCAGCCUCCUCUCCUGCUACCAGGUACAUCAUUAUGACCCUUCUAACUAUCCAAUCCAGUUCUUAUAGGGGUGCAUUGGGGGCUAAAAUGUAAUGCGUGAUAUUGUGGUGCUCCUAUUGGAGUGCAGUUGUGAGAACAGAGAAUAACUUGGUUCUCACAGCAGAGGCAUCUCUAGCGGCCUUUAGCUAGACAGCCACUAGAGGUGUAUUUAACCUCAAUAUAGUGUUCUUGGUGCAGUGGUCCAUUAGUUUUAACUCUGCAAUGUAAAGCAUUGCUGUUUUGUAGGUAUGACCGUGCAGGGUUAAAACUAAAGCACCAUGUUAUUGAGAUGAAAUGGUCUGGAUACCUUUAGUGAUCUUUUUAAGGGAACCUAUAGUCCCGAUAAUUUAAGAAUUUCCAGUGCCAGGACGACUCUGCUGUAGAUGCACACCCCACCUUAUCUUCCAAAUGAUUUCUUCAAAUAGAGAAACAAUGUAUUGGAGGUAUGCAUAAAUGGCCAAAUGCAACGCUCCUCCAAUCAAAUGCUGCUAUUAGUAACAUCUUAAUACGACACUGGGUUUUACAUCAAACUGUGACACUAUCUUUGUUCCUUCCAAAUGUAAAUUGUUGUGAAUUCAGUCCAUUUCAGAUUUUAGACCAAAACAGAAGCAUUGGAAACAAGUCCGCUCUGUUUCCAUUUUGGUUAUUUUGGCUUACCAACAAAUUCAAUUUGAAUUCAAACCAUUCGCACUGUAGCAAAUAAGCCUGUAUCUGUACAUGUUAUCAGAUGGUCAUGUAACAAACCAGGACUUCAGAAAAUAUGUUUAAAAUGGCAUGCUUAAUAUAUCGCUAGCACAGUGUACAGAUAGUUAAUAGUUAUUCUCUACAUUCACAUGGUAAACAAUGGUCAUGUGACAUCUCCUGUACAGCUAUGAAGUUGCCAUAUUUUGGUUUAGUUGAUCAGAAUUGGCAGAAUGCUACUGCAAGUGGUCAUGGUGCCCCUCUGCUGCCAAAGGUGUGUAACUCCACCUCACCUCUGGCAGCAUCAUAGAGGCCUUAUUAGCUUGCCUAAAACUAAAGUUUCGGGUGGCUAAUGUUAAUUCUGUGCAAAAUGGAUGUCUCUAGACCGCUUUGAUAGCCAUUUGGUGCCUUAUAAUUCAGUAAAUGUGCAUUUUGAGUCAAUUGUUGGCUACUGCUUUUUAGACCUUUGUACAUAUCCAUCUGUGCACGUUCAAAUCUGACAGUGACAUACUAGCAACUAUUUGUACAUAAUUAUCACCAGAUUGGUCUUAUUGGAGUCUGACAAUGACCAUAACGUGCCAAAGAAAUGGUGUGGUUGAAUGUGUAAAAGUGUAAUUUUGGAAAAUGCCAAUAAUCUGAAAACCAAAGUCAGUGACAUUAAGUAUUUCAUUUCUCUAAUACAACUGUGAGUCUUAUCGUGUGAAAUUAUUGCAAUAAACAGAUUUUAAAUCAA
Messenger RNA from Pelobates fuscus (common spadefoot toad), 3384 nucleotides. It is a transcript of the gene SIKE1, whose product is annotated as suppressor of IKBKE 1. Bases 104 to 727 code for a protein of 207 amino acids. The transcript is spliced from 7 exons. NCBI's taxonomy places the organism in Eukaryota, Metazoa, Chordata, Amphibia, Anura, Pelobatidae. The record is from RefSeq and is a predicted model, not a curated record.